Canis lupus familiaris (dog) is the source of this 480-nucleotide messenger RNA. It is a transcript of the gene H2BC14, whose product is annotated as H2B clustered histone 14. The coding region runs from base 26 to 406 and encodes 126 amino acids. Gene Ontology annotation, cellular component: nucleosome. NCBI's taxonomy places the organism in Eukaryota, Metazoa, Chordata, Mammalia, Carnivora, Canidae. Gene Ontology annotation, molecular function: structural constituent of chromatin; DNA binding; protein heterodimerization activity. The record is from RefSeq and is a predicted model, not a curated record. The transcript has a single exon.
UCACUUUGCUUUCCUGCGGGUCACCAUGCCCGAGCCCGCCAAGUCCGCGCCGGCCCCGAAGAAGGGCUCCAAGAAGGCGGUGACCAAGGCGCAGAAGAAGGACGGCAAGAAGCGCAAGCGCAGCCGCAAGGAGAGCUACUCGGUGUACGUGUACAAGGUGCUGAAGCAGGUGCACCCCGACACGGGCAUCUCGUCCAAGGCCAUGGGCAUCAUGAACUCGUUCGUCAACGACAUCUUCGAGCGCAUCGCGGGCGAGGCGUCGCGCCUGGCGCAUUACAACAAGCGCUCGACCAUCACGUCCAGGGAGAUCCAGACGGCCGUGCGCCUGCUGCUGCCCGGGGAGCUGGCCAAGCACGCCGUGUCCGAGGGCACCAAGGCCGUCACCAAGUACACCAGCUCCAAGUGAGUCUGCCAGCUGCUGAAAGAACGGUCCUGACAGACAUAGACCUAUGGCCAACCGGCUCUUUUUAGAGCCGUCCA